This is a messenger RNA of Arachis ipaensis, 1518 nucleotides long. Its product is annotated as Transducin/WD40 repeat-like superfamily protein. Gene Ontology annotation, molecular function: protein binding. The record is from RefSeq and is a predicted model, not a curated record. Lineage: Eukaryota; Viridiplantae; Streptophyta; Magnoliopsida; Fabales; Fabaceae.
UUAUUUUUGUUACACAAACCCCAUAGAAAGAGGAUGUAUAAGCUCUCUCAAUUUCUUCUCUGUAAAAGUAGAAAUAAUCCGCACAUAAAUCCAUCCAGCACAAAAACGGAAGGUUAUAGGGAUCGAAGUCAACUCAAAUGUAUUGGUUAUUAGGAAGCGACUUAACUGUGGACUCCGCCGCAUCGGAUUAUAAUCCCUAAAACCCUCGACGAUAUUAAGGAAAAGGAAGAAGCUGUUCUGUUCUGUUCUGCUACUGCACCCCAUAGAAUGGAAACUAGCGCUUCAAUGGAUGUUGAGGAACAACCACCUUCACCAACACCCAACAACCUUAAACGUUUCGGCAUUAAAAACGCUAUUCAAACCAACUUCGGCGACGACUACGUUUUCCAAAUUGUCCCAAAGGAUGAUUGGAGUUCAAUGGCGGUGUCAUUGUCAACGAACGCAGUGAAGCUGUAUUCACCAUUGGCGGGUCAAUACUUUGGAGAGUGCAACGGUCACUCUGCAACCAUCAACCAGAUUCUGUUUUCGGGUGCUUCCGAUCCCAAUGUUUUGAGCUCUUGUUCUUCUGAUGGAACUAUUAGAGCUUGGGACACAAGGACAUUUCAGCAGGUUUCUUCCAUCAAUGCCGGCUCGUCUCAAGAGGUCUUCAGCUUCUCUUAUGGAGGGCCUGGGGGAAAUUUAAUAGCUGCUGGCUGUAAAUCGCAGAUACUCUUCUGGGACUGGAGAAAUAAGAAGCAGAUUGCAUGCCUUGAAGAAUCUCAUGUGGAUGAUGUUACCCAGGUUCAUUUUGUCCCUGAUGAGCAAAGCAAGCUUAUUUCUGCUUCAGUAGAUGGGUUGAUCUGCACAUUUGAUACCUCUGGAAAUAUCAAUGAUGAUGAUCAUCUAGAAUCAGUGAUUAAUAUGGGGACUUCAAUCGCAAAGGUCGGGAUAUUUGGAGGGAGCAGUCCAAAGCUUUGGUGUUUGACGCAUAUUGAAACCUUAGGUAUAUGGGACUGGAAAGAUGGUAGAAAUGAAGUUAUCUUCUCGGAUGCUCGAACUCUAGCUUCUGAAAGUUGGAAUUUGGAUCAGAUAGACUAUUUUGUUGAUUGUCACUACUCAAGAGAAGCUGACAAAUUAUGGCUGAUUGGUGGCACCAAUGCUGGGACUUUGGGUUAUUUUCCUGUAAAUUACAGGGGAGUGGCAGCAGUUGGAGCUGCAGAAGCGAUUCUUGAAGGUGGCCAUACUGAUGUUGUUAGGAGUGUGUUACCAAUGUCAAGAAAUCACAGUGGAUUUGCUCCUAGUUCUUCUAACCAAGGUGUUUUUGGAUGGACUGGCGGCGAAGAUGGUCGGCUAUGCUGCUGGCUCUCUGAUGAUUCCCCCCAAAUAAAUCAAUCAUGGAUUUCAAGCUCAUUGAUUAUGAAAUCCGACAAGACUCGCAAGAAAAAUCGUCACCAACCCUACUAGCAACUGCUUCCCAAAGCUACUUGAAUUGUUCAAUACCAAAUUACCAACUAAGCUUUUCACUUUCCUUCCUUUUCU